Molecule: messenger RNA, 1271 nt
Organism: Otolemur garnettii (small-eared galago)
Lineage: Eukaryota; Metazoa; Chordata; Mammalia; Primates; Galagidae
Gene: LHFPL1
Product: LHFPL tetraspan subfamily member 1
Exons: 4
Coding region: 330-992 (220 amino acids)
Cellular component (GO): membrane
Source: RefSeq, a predicted model, not a curated record
CACACACACACACACAGAGUGCUGACUAGUCAGCUGUGAGGUUGGAGGUGGGGGACUGCGUGCCCACUAACCUAGUUUCGACUUCAAGUGCCUGCAUGUCUGUGGCUGAGUUUGAAGCCACCAGCGUGUUUGGAGUUAAUUCCCAUUAGGUCGGACUCCGCCCCUCUCUCCCAAAGGUAAAGCAAGAUUUUCAGGCAUCACUGCAAAGAGCAGCUGGGAUUCCCACCCCCAUCUGACAAGCUCUAAGGAGAAGUUGUUUCUCAGAUCUGAGCCUGAAGAGAGGGAACAAGUCAGUCAGCUUCCCGUGGUCAGAAGAGAAACCUGAGACCAUGAGGAGCAGCCUGACCGUGGUGGGCACCCUCUGGGCCUUCCUCUCUCUUGUUACUGCUGUGGCCAGUUCUACUAGUUACUUCCUACCUUACUGGCUCUUUGGAUCACAACUGGGGAAGCCGGUGUCAUUCAGCACAUUCCGGAGGUGCAACUACCCUGUGCGGGGAGAGGGACACAGUCUGAUCAUGGUGGAGGAGUGCGGGCGUUAUGCCAGCUUCAGUGCUAUCCCGAGCCUGGCCUGGCAAAUGUGCACGGUGGUGACAGGUGCUGGCUGUGCUCUGCUGCUCCUGGUGGCACUGGCUGCUGUCCUAGGCUGCUGCAUGGAGGAGCUUAUCUCCAGAAUGAUGGGACGUUGCAUGGGAGCAGCGCAGUUUGUGGGAGGACUGCUGAUAAGCUCAGGCUGUGCCUUAUACCCCUUAGGAUGGAAUAGCCCGGAGAUAAUGCAAACGUGUGGGAAUGUCUCCAAUCAAUUUCAAUUAGGUACCUGUCGGCUUGGCUGGGCCUACUACUGUGCUGGAGGUGGGGCAGCUGCAGCCAUGUUGAUCUGCACCUGGCUGUCUUGCUUUGCUGGAAGAAACCCCAAGCCUGUCAUGUUGGUGGAGAACAUUAUGAGAAACACCAAUUCUUAUGCCAUGGAGCUUGACCACUGCUACAAACCUUGAGCUUUGAAAGAAGAUCACAGAGGGUGGGAAAGGGGAGGGAUGGAAGCCCCCCAAAGAGGUACGAAGACUAGACCAGUUAUCACCCAACUGCUAGCACGGUAGCCUAGAGUAUGUAUGAGUUUAACUCACCUGUCAUUCAUUUUCACUUUCCCUUAAGCCAGUGGGUCAGUGGCUAUUUACAAAAUUCAUCUAGAGCAGUGAUUCUCUCAAACAUUUACCCAAUUGGUGAGUAUUCACUAAACCUUCAAGUCCCAAAGCAUUCCUUUAUGCAAAAUAGGA